AUGGCCUCACGAGCCGUCGAGGUCACGUCGAUUCCUCAGCUCGUUAGGCUUGUUACCACAAGCCUGCAACCCGCCUCAAUCGCAGACUAUGUGGCAUUGGUCAUUGCGGCCGUGAUUGUUGCGGGAUACUUGACUAGAGGGACGCUGUGGGAUAAGCCAGACCCUUACAGCCACAUCUACUUUGAACGACCUCAACAGCGAAAUGGCGUAGCGAGCUCGCAAACCCCAUCACAGCGCAAUAUCGCAAAGAAGCUGUCCGAAACCGACAAAAGAGCCGUUGUCUUUUGGGGUUCUCAAUCAGGGACAGCAGAACGUUUCGCCAGUCACCUUGUGAAAGAGGUGCAAUCGCGGUUCGGGCUUGGUGCGCUGUCUGCCGAUCUUUCGGACUACGACUCGGAGUCUAUCACUGAACUAUCGGAUGGUCGAUUCGCGAUCUUCAUCCUCUCGACGUACGGCGAGGGUGAUCCCAGCGACAAUGCCAAUGGCUUUUGGGACUGGAUCAACCGUGGAUCACCGCAUUCUCUUUCGAACCUACAAUUUGCUGCGUUUGGUCUCGGAAACAGCAACUACAAAUACUACAACCGCGUCGUCGAUGUGGUGGUCGAAGCAUUGACAAGGAAAGGAGCAACUCUCCUCUUACCGGCGGGUAAAGCAGAUGACGCGGAACGUUCUACCGAUGAAGACUUCCUUUCAUGGAAAGAUGACCUCUUCGCUAUGUUCAGGAGUAAACUGGGGAUGGAAGAACGUGUGGUCGAAUAUCAACCUAGCAUUAUUGUCACCGAAGACGAUUCUCUAGCGCUCAUCGACAUCCAUCAAGGCAAGCCCACGCAUGCCAGAGACAACCUCAAAGCCGCUGCAGCAUGCUCACCUAUUCGGCCACUGUCAAUCACGAAUUCGCGGGAACUCUUCCAGAAUUCCGAGCGAAAUUGUGUCCACAUGGAGCUUGACCUUGCGGAGCAUCCUGAGAUUCACUACAAGACGGGCGAUCAUCUUGCCGUAUGGCCCACAAACCCGGAACCAGAAGUUGAAAUACUCCUCUCGGUUCUGCAUCUACAUGAUCGUCAAGACUUUCCGUUGAUCCUCAAAUCUGUCGAUGCCGCAACUAAGCUCCAAAUUCCGACCCCUACAACAGUCCGUGCUCUUUUCCACAGAUAUCUGGAAAUAUGCGCCCCAGUAUCGAGGAGCACCAUCCAAGGGCUCGCUGCCUUCGCUCCGUCACCCCAAGCAAAGCAGCGAGUCCUUGAACUUGGCCAAGACAAAGACCUUUACAUGUUAUUCCUGAGGAAGAACCACCUGACGCUAGGUCGGCUACUCAAGCUUGCCAGCCAGGGGGAACCAUGGGCCAAGCUACCCAUGGCUUACUUGAUAGAGGCUCUGCCUCUGAUGCAACCGCGCUACUACUCGAUCUCGUCAAGUAGCGUGCUCAGUCCACGAAAGGCCGCGAUCACUGCCCUCGUCGCUUCGGAUCAUGUCCCUGAAAAUCCAGAGCAGAAGAUCCUGGGUGUCACAUCCAACUAUCUCCUUGCACUAUCGCAGACACAUCCUGCCUCUGCCACAGCAGAUAUACAGGCAGAGAAGGUCACCUCUCCACAGUACGACCUCCUUGGCCCUUCUAACCUCCUUCACGGCACCAAGAUCUUCGGGCACGUCCGCAAAAGCAAGUUCAAACUCCCCAUCCAAUCCAGCUGUCCCAUCAUCAUGGUCGCGGCGGGGACCGGGAUCGCCCCCUUUCGAGCCUUCAUUGCCGAGCGAGCAAAGCUCCACGCCAUCGGAAAACCUAUUGGGAAGAUGAUGCUGUUCUUCGGCUGUCGCCAGCCCCAAGAAGACUACAUCUAUCGUGACGAGCUGGAGCAAGCUCAAGCCGCGGUCGGCAAGCACGUCUUCCAGAUCGUCACGGCCUUUUCGCGCGUGCCCGGCCAAGACAAGGUCUACGUCCAGCAGCGCGUGCGAGAACACGGCACCCAAGUUGUCCAGAUGAUCGAGGAGAAGAGUGCAAACCUGUACAUUUGCGGGCGCGCCUCGAUGGCGAGAGAGGUCGGGUUCAGUCUGGGUGAGACGGUGAAGGCGCUGAAAGGAUGGAGCGAUUCCGAGGUCAAGGGCUGGACUGAAGCGCUCAAGCGGACGGGCAAGUGGAGGGAAGAUGUUUGGGGAUGA
Fonsecaea nubica is the source of this 2154-nucleotide messenger RNA. RefSeq lists its product as hypothetical. Gene Ontology annotation, molecular function: FMN binding; NADPH-hemoprotein reductase activity; flavin adenine dinucleotide binding. The record is from RefSeq and is a predicted model, not a curated record. The transcript has a single exon. NCBI's taxonomy places the organism in Eukaryota, Fungi, Ascomycota, Eurotiomycetes, Chaetothyriales, Herpotrichiellaceae. The coding region runs from base 1 to 2154 and encodes 717 amino acids. Gene Ontology annotation, cellular component: cytosol.